This is a messenger RNA of Anopheles merus, 984 nucleotides long. RefSeq lists its product as uncharacterized. Bases 486 to 935 code for a protein of 149 amino acids. The transcript has 5 exons. Lineage: Eukaryota; Metazoa; Arthropoda; Insecta; Diptera; Culicidae. The record is from RefSeq and is a predicted model, not a curated record.
AAUGAAGGAAACCCAUUAAAAGCCUCCACCACAUGACACGUCGGUGGUGGAAAUGAGUCAAAGAGCAACACAUCUUAACGAUGGUGAUGCGGCCCGAAAGAACCACAUGUAACGUUGACCAGACGCUCAUGCUCCCGAAGCGAUGGCUUUGAACGUUGGCUCAGUAUCACUGGCAAACACCGCUAUCCGGCAGCGUCUUGGCAAUGUAUCGGUGUGUUAAAAUGUAUAAAGUUUCUUGCAGAUUCCCCGAGCACAACAUUUAUACCAAGCUCGCGGCCGGAAGAAGAUCGCACGUUCGACAGACUCGUUGUUGUAUGUUAUAUCCAGUGUGUCCAAAAGGGAGGGAUCUUACCGUGAACCUGACCAAUCGUAUACGCUGUUUGCCUUCAGUCUUCUUUUGCCCAUACGUGUGAGCGCUCUUCGCGACAAGUGAAUAAGAUUAGUUAACUUUACAAAUUUGAAAUAACAAUUAAAGGUGCUUAAAAAUGAAUGUGUACUGUUUAAUUUUUGCGCUAUGUCUGCUGUUUGCUGUGGUUUCUUCAGAAGCAGAAACUGGUUUUUACGUGCCCAAAGCAUACUACACAAUUGACGAACAUGGCUAUAAAUCCCCGCUCAUCUACAUUGACAAUAUUCCGCAAAUUUUCCAACGCACUAGACGAUCUGCCCAACUUCCUCCAGUUCCCAACUUUGGUUUCCCAGUAAAUUUUCCGGCAUUCCAGUUUCCUAACCCCGCACAGGGUGGCAACUUCCAGUCAGUAUCCAUUACCAGCGGAGGACCAAGUGGCUUGAACAACCGCUUCGAUGAACACGGACAAUCUGCUCCAGCAACAACGAUUAACACAUUCUCCUCUCAAAAUGGCCAUGUUACUCAGAUGACCCAUCACAUCGACAAGGACGGCAAAGUGACGACUCAUACCAACAACAAAAAGAACUAAAGACAGGUUAAUGAUCGCAAAUUUGUUCUACAGCCAACCUGCAGCAAAU